AUGACCUUUGUGAAUGCUCAUGCAGAAGGAGUUCUCCCCAAACGAGUAUGCAGUAAGCAAGACGUUCUAGACUACUUAAAUCUUACCAGAGACAAUGAGAAAUUCACAACCUGUCGUCCUGCACUGGAUUGGAUGCAUCCCACCAUCCUGUACAUCGAUAUUUAUCUCUAUGGUAUCCUCUCGGUGAUCUGGAACAACGAGCGAAUCUCUUGGAAUCCUCAGGAUUUUUGUGGUAUUAACGAAGUGAUUUUACCAAAAGAGAUGCUUUGGAAACCAGAUCUCUUUGUACUUGAGACUGCAGAGAAGGAAGAUGGACCACUGAGCCCAUACUUGUCAAUUUCUCAUGAUGGAAAGGUGAUAAUGGAAGAUGACCAUAAAAUUGUCAGCACCUGCACAAUGAAUAUACACAAAUUUCCUUUUGAUACCCAAACUUGCCACUUCACAGUUUCUUCUAUUAAUCACUCAGAUGAAGAAAUAAAGCUGGUUCCUGCCUCAAAUGCGUCAAAGGUGACACAGACAGCUCGAGAGUACCUAAUGACACAAGGAGAGUGGGAGUUCUUAAACAUUUCAGUCUCACACCAGAGAGAGAAUUUUAAUGGCCGAACAUUUGAAAUAAUUAAGUACACGAUCUCCAUCAGAAGGAUGCCCUUGAUGCAUGUCAUCAACUUUCAGCUUCCUAUAUUAUUUUUUCUCAUUGUGGACCUAGCUUCUUUCUUAAUACCUGACAGAGGGGAAAAACUAUGCUUCAAAGUAACUGUACUAUUAGGUAUCUCUGUUCUUCUACUCCUCCUAAAUGAUAUCCUGCCAUCCAAGUCUCACAAAUGUCCUCUGAUAGCAAUGUAUGUCAUUGUCAUCUUUUCUUUCAUGUUAUUGAGCCUUCUGGAGACAAUUUUGGUGAUACACUUAAUAAAUCUGAACUCUGAACAAGACGGUAAGGAACCUAUUCAGAGACCUGAAAUUCUCAAUACAUUACGACUUGGGGGAACUGACACCCCCAAUUUUGAGACAGAUAAAAGGAAAGCUGACUGUAUUUCUGAAUUGGAGGCUCCCUUUGAGUCUCUGGUGUUGAAGGAAAUAUACAAAGAAAAAAUGAACGAUGUGCACCUAUUGCAGAUUAUCCUGGAAGAACUUCAGUCCCUCAAACAGACUCUGGUUCUCUAUGCAUGGAAAGACAAUAACCAUCAGAAUAUGCUUGCCUUGUGA
Messenger RNA from Xyrauchen texanus (razorback sucker), 1203 nucleotides. Its product is annotated as 5-hydroxytryptamine receptor 3A-like. Gene Ontology annotation, biological process: regulation of membrane potential; nervous system process; monoatomic ion transmembrane transport. The record is from RefSeq and is a predicted model, not a curated record. Gene Ontology annotation, molecular function: neurotransmitter receptor activity; transmembrane signaling receptor activity; extracellular ligand-gated monoatomic ion channel activity. The transcript is spliced from 8 exons. Bases 1 to 1203 code for a protein of 400 amino acids. Gene Ontology annotation, cellular component: membrane; neuron projection; synapse. NCBI's taxonomy places the organism in Eukaryota, Metazoa, Chordata, Actinopteri, Cypriniformes, Catostomidae.